UGUCCCGACGAAGGCUCGAAUGAUGUCAUCACAGGACAAAGAUGAAGUUCUGGUGGUUCUCUAUGUGGAGUGGUCAAACGACAAUCGACCAAGGUACUUUAAAGAGCAUCUACAGCGAAUUCUCCAGGUGUGGUUCAACAGAAACAUAACUGGAGCAGACUGCACCGUUUUGAAUGCCUCAACAGACAGGAGAGUUGUGGUGAAGAUUACACCUGCUCGAGUCCUGAAUCAACUUCGAAAAUUGACAGGACAAACACUGAGCAGCGACGAUGGGAGAGCAGUCACAAUAACGUCUGUUAGUCUGACUCAGCCAGAGCUCGAGACAGAUUCUUCACUGAACUUUACUCCGUCAUUCGUGUCAGAGCCACAUGAUGUGGAAGUACAAGUGGAGGAACAAAAUAGUGACAUGUUAACAUGUACUUGUAAUAUCCCAAUGCACCAUUUCUGGUAUGUGAACCAGGCCUACAAGGAGGAAAUUCAAUGUAUUGAGAAAGAAAGUGGAGUUAAAAUCAUUGCAGAGGUGAAGCUGACGUUUAAAGCAGACCAGAAAGAUGGAAGUCCAAACUAUGCUUUCUCUGAGUUCAUUAACCUUGUCCAGAAGUGCUCAGGUGAAUCCAGGGGCUUCACCGUUCCCCUUAAGAAAGUGAAUCCAGAAGAUUGGAAGGACACAGUGAAUAUCAUCCAGAGAAAGGACAACAAGCUUUUGCUUACUGUAUCCUCUGAAGAAAUGACCGUAUGUGGGCCAAGACAAAGUCAAGAUGCCAUCAGAAAGUCCUUAAACGCAACAGCAAAUACCAGCACUUUUGUUGGAGAGUCUCAAGAUACAUCACCAAACAUUGACAUGAGCAUCAAAGACCCUCUUGUCGAUGCUGGACUAACCAUGGAGGAGAACUACUGGAGGCUGAUGACUACUUCCUUCAAUAAGCAAGUAGCUAAGAUCAAAACUAAGUUUGCUGUGGACUUUAAAGAAUCGAGCACCAGUCAGGGCAAAGUCAAAGUCAAAGUUUGCUACAAAAAAUCUGGAGGGAACGCAUCAAUGGAGAGCCACGCUGUCAGAGCUCUUCUCCAUCUGUACCAGAAGGUUGCCACAUCACCUCUGAGCUUGUUCCGAUAAAAUGGUGCCUUUGGGCUCACUGGGCUCACGGGUUGCUUUGAGGUGUGCCAGACAGCAUUUACAUCUGAAGAGUUUAUGGUUUAGCAGAAUGUACUAUGUUUAACUUUUUAAAAUGAUGGAUUUCAUCAUUAUUUUGUUGAUUGCUAAAGGUUCUCAACUAAUAACAGAAUAACAAUUACAUUUAGAUAUACAUUGAACUUUAUGUCUACAGUACACAA
Molecule: messenger RNA, 1332 nt
Organism: Anoplopoma fimbria (sablefish)
Lineage: Eukaryota; Metazoa; Chordata; Actinopteri; Perciformes; Anoplopomatidae
Exons: 4
Coding region: 20-1114 (364 amino acids)
Source: RefSeq, a predicted model, not a curated record